AUGAGGCGCAACGGGCACGCAGUCCCACCGGUGGCGCCCAGCUUCGAAGAGCUGAAGCUGAAACGGCCAGCGGCAAGCAACCAAGGCGACAAUACCGUCACUGUCUGCAAUAGUGAGGCUUCUAACUCGUUUCCGCUCACCCUAGAGACCGACGGCGGCCGUAGCGACAACCUCCUCCAUGGCUCAGAUCAGACUUCACGUGGCGGGGUGGCCAUCCCCUCUAUUGUAGCAAACAACACACCACUUGUGGCCGCGCACAGCUCAUCACAUCACCGAUAUGAACUGAAGCAGCAGCUGCCCCUACAGCACGGACGAAGCAGGAGAAACUCGAGCGGGUUGGGCAAGUCGCGAGAACCUUCCACAUCGUCUUUCGAAACCGCUAUCCCCUUGGGCGAUGCUGUUCAACAGGCCCCGCUGCUCCACACCACUGCAAGCGAUACGGACGACGCCCGGUACCCCCAGGCGGGGCUCCCCCCGUCACCGCCGCACACUACCACUGGCGUACCCGCACCUGCCUUGUCAUCUUCAGCCUCUGCCAUCGAUGCCGGCGCCAGAGCCGCCAAUGCUGCCGUUCCUUUUCUGUUUUCGCUGAAGCUCCCCUCCACCACUGUCACGCACCUCGGCGUCGGGCGGGCAAGCGGCGCUGGCGUGGCCCAGUCCUGCGACAGCCUCAACGGAUCCAUGAGCUCGGCACUCGGCGGCUCCUUACUGCAGAGCCGCAAUCGAAUCACUGGUAUGGGCGAGGCCGCCGCCGACUCCGGGACCAGCUCGCCCUGGAGAGUCAACGAGACGACAGGGGCCGGCGUCGACAGCGAUCACCACAGCCAUCAUUGCCAGCUUCAGCCCGGCUCAGGGGAAGUGAACACAACCGCGACGACGCUCUUUCCGCGCGAUGUUGGACCGCUACCAGCGUCAGAGGCGUACACGCGCAACCGUCUGCCCUCCGGCACCCACAUUCGGCGACGCCCACGCUCCGUCGUGCGGCAGUACACCGGAGUAGCGGGGAUGGCCUCCAUCAGGAAUGGCGCCUCGCCCACGAAGAUGGCGGGAGACGUCGAAUCCGCGUCCCCAGCGUAUGGCACCCUGGACGCCUCGGUCAGUAGCGUGAUUACACUCGCGUCGCCACACAUGCGCCAGCGCGGGACGUCUGCCACUUUUUUAAACUCAAGUGUUAGCGGUAGCGGCACAGUCACUCGUGCUGGAACUGGCCGGACGCGCGACGUCCUGCCACCAGGCACUCGCUCAAGCACUGUUAUCGGUGCGGCGGCGGGGGCAGUCCGCCGACACCGCGCAGAUCCGUCGCCGGCGCCGUCACGUCCGCCGCGCUCGCGGAGGGCACGGCCGGGAGCCGCACCAGGCACGCUUUCAGGCGGUCCAAGUAGCGCCGCAGUGAGCGGACCGACGUUUUCACCCUCCUCCCCGGCACAGCUCGGCUCGCGUGUCAGUCAUCAGCCUAGCGUCUCCCUCCAGGUGCCAAAGCGGCUAUUGUUGGAGCACUCCUCCACAGGAGCCUCAUCGCCGCUCAACGGCAGCCUUGAGCAUGGCUCCUUCCUCCUUGCAGGUGACAAGGACAGCCUCGCCGCCUCCACCAGCGCCGUGGCGAACCAUGAGCACCCCAUCAGCAGCUGCUACACGAAUAAACGUAGCGGCCGCAGUCGUGUGCACAGCGCGGGAACGACUGUAGUAACACCUAGCACGAAGCCACCGUCAGGGCGGCGGCAAGGCUCGCUGGCGCGCGUGCUUGCUCCGAUGCACCACAGCAGCAGUGCCAGUCGCCUGGAAGAGCACUGCCCCUCAUCACCACUGCAGGACUACGCGAAGCUAGCCGCCACAUACAUGAAACUUUGUGCGGAUGUGGGCGAUGAGCCGAAUAUGGACUGGGUCGCUGCUCUGCCCCUCAUGAAGGGAGAAGAGAGCCAGUACGAUAUACUGCCGGCGUCCAUGACGCUCAGCACCGCAGAUGCGAAGGAGCUCAGCACCAACCACUCCCAGAGAGCGCCGGGCCUACUCAACGGCAGCCCGGCUGUAUCAGGGCAUUUUCUACGCUCUGGUCCUCAGCAACUGCAGCAGCAACACACCCCUCGUGGUGGGGUGCGACCACGCAUCGCAGCAGGGGCAACGUGGUCCUCCCUGUCCGCCACAAUGACACCUGUGGACAUUUCUGCGCCGACGUCUACCUCGUUUGUGUCGCAGCGGGCCAGCACGCCCGCAGGGAAGCGUGCAAAGUCCCCCGGUGUGCGGCACGGUGCAUCGAGCGCGAGCUCGCCAUCAACUCUCCCAAAGCGCAGUGGCAGUGUCGGUCGUAUUACCUCAGUCAGUCGCCCUAGCAUCUUCGGCUCCUCGACUCAGCAGCUGCAGCACACGAUCACCGGGGGUAAACGCACACCUCGCACGCACAGGGACGGUUCUGCUACAUCUGCUGUAUCGCCGGGGGGGGUCGAGACGGCCAUGACGGAUGUGUAUGCGCACAAGAUAGCGAGGUACUGUGCCGAGUACCUCCAGCCCUUCGUUGACAACAUGAAGUCGGUUCAAGAGCAGCGCGCAGCCGUGACGGUGGCGCUGCAAUCGUUUGUGCAAGUUGCCCGCACCUCGCUCUCAGCGUCUGCAGCGGCAGUUAACACUGCUGUAACGGCAGAGAAAAGCGAUGGCGAAGAGGCAGGACUGCGCUCCGCCGUGUCUGUGCAUGGGCACCACUACGGUGGGCACAGCAACCGUGGGCUCGGCAGCGACAGGGGCGGCCCCACGAGCGGCACCAUACCCAGCACUACAACCUCAAGUACAAGCACCACCCCGCGCAAGUUCAGCAUCUCCCGGAACAGCACGACGUCAUCGCUGGCCAACACGACGACGACCACGACGGCAGGGCACAUGUGCAGACGCGCCUCCGCCGCAGCGGCAGCCGCCUCCAAAGCCGCCUCCCUCUCAGACGCCCUGCAGACUCUGCAGGCUGCAGUGGUGACGCUGCUGAGCACACUCAGCGACGGCACCGCCCUCGCUCAGGCGCCGAGAAAUGAAUUACUGUCGCCUGUUAAGAAUGUCGACAAGGGCAGCGCACCCCUCGACUCGCAACCGACGCUGAUGGAGGCCGGCAUCAUCACUACCGUCACGUCUUGCUCCCUCUUUUCUCCAGACGAGAGCGCCAGCGGCCGCUUUGAUAAAGCACCAGCGGCGCCACAGCUUGUGUCGUCGGCGUUGACGCCAACCAUCGACCUGGCAACAAGUCCCACCCCGUCCCUGGCGCACACUUCCUCUGGUGAUGGCGGUAGCAGCGGCCUUCCAGGGGCGCCUCGCCUGACCCUGGCAAACGCGAUGACGCCGUCCGGUGUCGGUGUGGACCAGCUUGCUCCGCCAUUGCCGGGGGUGACGGGUGUUGGAAGCGGGCACACAAGUCAGAGCCAGACCAGCGCCGUCGGCUCCUCGGCAACGACAGCGGCGGCAAGCAGCGCUGACUCCACCACGUCGAACGGCACUGCCCCCUCUCGCUUUGUGCAGUUUGUGUGUGCGCAGAAGCGAGAGGUCAUGGCGCAGCUCGAUGAGCUAUGCGGUGCUGUCCGAGACGCCCUCGGCUUACCUGUGACGGCACCAGAAGCUGCCACCACGCAGCGGUCGACGGAGAACAGUGUUGGUGGGGCCCCGUCGGUGCCGGUGGUUUGGCUUGAGGUGCCGGACAUGCUGAGCACGCCGUUCUUUGUGCCUCUCAAGCACCUGAACAACCUGCUCAUCUCCAUGACAAGACAAAGCGGUGAUGAUGCAACCACAGAGGAGGACGCGGCGGCGACCACCAGUAGCGACGCUAUCGUCACCAGCCCGACUACUGCCACCUUUCUCAAGUCCUCCAAUAUAUCCUCCUCUCCAAAGUUCUCGAGCAACGCCACCGGAAAUAAAGCCAAGUCCUCCAAGGUCAGCAGCGGCGGUGGGAGCAUCACGGGCCACUCCUCGGCAAGCAGCACCCCGCGCACGCGCGCCAACAUGACGAUCAUGCCGUACGCGCCGCUCUUCACCUUUACAACGACAGCAGACGAGGAUGUGGUAGCCGAUGGCGCUGCGGGAGAAGACCCACAAGUGCGCUCCGUCAGCGCGCGCAGCACGGAGGGUGCUUCAGGCAACGCGUACACCGCUGUAGAGUGUUACCUGCUCCGCUGCAUGCAGCCCAGCGCAGGCGCAGGCACCGCAGUGUACUCGACGCUACUGGGCACGGGGAGUGGGCGCACAAGCAGUCGGCAAAACUCCGCCCUCAACUGGACCACAACGGAUCUGUCCGCCUCCGUGGAGAGCACCCAUGGUGGUGGCGCUGCUACGGCGAAAGUGAGCACCAUGUGCAAAACAGGUAGCAAGCGAUCCACAAGUCCCGGGGCCAGCUACUCGGGUCGCGCCGGUGGCGCUGGGGGUGGUUGGGGCAGCGUCUAUCAGUCCCGCCCAUCGCUCUCCACGUCGCAGAAGGCACCGGCGACGACAAAAGCAUCGGCCAGCCCUCGAAAAUCUCGCAAGAAGGCAUCCGUCGUGUCGAAGCUGUCGCAGACGCAGAAGGGACUAACUCAGCAGGAGAAAAAUGAGCAGCAGCAGCAGCAGCAGCAGCGCCAACUUGCCAAGGCCUGGACGCUAUGGCUGUCUCUGAAGCCCCUCGCCGCUAGUCAGAAUGGUGUCGCCAGCGCGGGUGCCCAAGAGCCGCCGUUGCCCUCACCGCACCCGUCACCGGUGGUCGGCGGGAGCCUUAGCGAUUGCACCCCAACGGAGGAGAACGAAGCCGCCACGCCACCAGCGAUGUCAGCGCCAACGGCAGCAGCGACACCUGCCGCUGCGACGCGGAAGGAGGCGAGUCCAAACAGCAAAGGUGGACCGGUCUUCGAGUGCCAGCUGCCAUUGGAGGCUGACGACGAGGAGGCUGCACCAGUAACACAUGAGUUGCAGAGCCCGCCGCCGCAGCAGCAGCAGCCCGGCGUGCUUGAUGGACUCAGAAGCCACAACGAUGGCAGCCACUUAUGCUCUGCGGAAGAAAAGGAUAACGGUGACGUGCUGCACAGUGAGCUGAGUGACAUGCGCGUGCACGCUGCCGGCAGCAUGCCUCGUUUGUUGAGCCUCCAAAGUGUGCCGCAGCGGCUGAACAUGGACGGCGCAGCCCUCACCCACAGCGACGGCGCCGCACACAGCACGCCGAGCGCGCAGUCCAGCGCAGCCACGCUCGUGUACUCCUUUUCCAUGGCAAUGUCGCAACCCACCGCGCCCCUGCCAAACUCAGCGUCCUGCGUGGAGGGUUCAUCGCCGGUGAGCACAAACGCCAUGGCCCCUGCCCACGCUGUAGCUGCAGACACGCACAAGGCAGCGGCACGCCAGAUCGCCGUGUGGUGGGCUUCCCUGCACUGCCGCCGCCGCGCCGUUGCGCAGCAUCGCGGUGCGCACCUGACGGAGAACGUAACGCAGCGAGAAAGGGUGCUGGCGGCACGGCGCAACGCAUUCGUGCGGCUGUGGGUGUUUCGCUGGCGGCUGCGACGGCGCAUUGAAGAGCACCAGCAGCAGCAGCAGGUAGUCGCUUCGGCGGCGGCCACCGUGGCAAAGAGGGCAGAACAUGACGACUCGGAGAAGGUGCGUCGCACUGCUGCUGAGAUGGACAAAGUAGAGGCUUCGCCUACGACGACAACAACAACAACCGCGCCCACGUCACGUGAGCGCUUCCAGCGGGCGAAGGAGCAACGAAAAGUAGCCUUGGCGUCCGCUGCUGCCGCCACGUCGGGCACGGCACGGGUGUCGUCGUCCCCAUCUACCGUCAACAGCGGCACAAUGGGCACCGCCUCGUGCCUGCCUAUUCGUAUUCCGCCACUGCCACUCGCCGCUAGCGGCAUCUCCACCUUUGCCAUACGCAACUACCAAGGGGAGAGCAGCAGCUUCGCCGUCUCGGCGAUGCACCGGCUGCUGAACGCACCGCCGCCACUGCUGUACGCAACGUGCACGGUGGCGCUGCGCUACCCUACCAAUGCGCCGAUGGCGUACCUCGACAACAGCAGCAGCGGCAGCGCAGCGAACCGGCACCUUAACGACGGCGAGGAGCGUCAGAAAUGCGAAGCGCCUCCGGCGACGAAUGAGCAUGGCGGUGACGCACUCACAGCGCAGCAGCGACGCUGGAUCGAAGAAGGCGUGCUCUACACCCGACUCCUUAACCUGCGCCACUACGUGUGUGGCAAGUACGAGGCGAUCAUCACCGUUAGCGACAGGCGCGGCUCCGUCGAUGAAUUUCCUAGCAGCUCCAGCGGAUGCUACGCGCUGUCUUCAUUUGACGACACCCUUAACUCGGCAGCACGCGCGUACCGCGGCACCAGCUGUCCAAGAGCGACGUCAGCGCUACUUGUUCCCCCGACGAUGCGCUACGAAAGUGUCGUUGACCCGAAGGAGCUGAAGCACGCCAAGCCAGUCGUGAAGGCGUUCCACCGCCCAUUCGAGAAAUGGGGCAUGGCGUGCAACCUGACGUCACGCGUGUUCUGCGCGGCGGCCAUCUACGCCUGGCAGCUCAUCUUCAGCCACACGCCCUUCGACGAUGCGAAGCAGCGCGAGCUACCGACGCGCGAGGAGCAGCAGGCGAGGCUGGAGCGCGUCGAGGACCGCAACAGUAUCAUCCUCGACUGCUAUGGCGUGCGCAGUGAGCGGGAGUGGCUACGUGAGGCGACGAAGGACUUGUCCUUCGUGAGUCAAAUUUACCUUCCGAACUACGACCAGGACGACCCGGAGCAGGAAAGGGAAAGCCGCGACAGCUAUGAAUUCGUCAAGAACUUUCUAUUUCAGUGCUUCCCCUGCAUCCACAAACUGGCCGAUAUCCCCGACUACCUUGUCGGGUCAGGCCUCUUCUUCCUGCUGAAGGAGGUCUUCCAUUACACAAAGGACUCCCCGUCCAUGCAGCAGGUCUACGAGACGCUUCCCCGGCUGGUGGUCGUGGAGGGUGAGGAUUACAUUGCGGCCGUGACCCCGGCCACCUCUGCGCUGGCGUGCGACGAUGCAGCUGCCGCGCGAGCAGAAAGAAACGCCGCCACGGAAGCAGCACUGGGCCUGCCAGCGCAGGCGACGACGCAGUGCUCCUCACUCCCGUCGUGCAAGGUGACGGACAGUGGCGAUGGUGUCAAGGGGCUCUCCGGCUGGCAACGGGCCGCGCUGCAGCGCUACGAGCAGCUCCGGCAGUUGCAUCACCUCACCUACGGUAUUGUGGAGCAGGAAAAGGCCGUCGCUGCUCUCGGCAGUGAUGCUGGCGCAAGUGGGUUGCCGGACAAAAUGAAACAGUCGAAGCAGCAUCACCAACAGAAGCGCUCUCGCUCUCUGGCAACCUCGACAGCAUCGAUCGGAGGCGCAGCGAAGGACAGUGUGAAGGCGGCAAGCGGCUACAGUGGUGAGGACAGCAGCAACUUGACGAGUAGCGCAAGUCCAAAGACCGCCGUGGACGACAUCAUCUUUCCCCUUCGGCGCUGUAUCACAAAUAACCCCGCCGGCCCGCUAACGCUGAUGCGCUCAACCCCGGUGUCGGCAGCCCUCAGCUCCUCCGCCUUCACCUCCCCCUGCGCCGUUGAACGACGCGCCUCUUCCGCAGCUAUCGCGGCGCCGGCAAGGGACGUGUGCGUGCAGCUUGUUCGGGUGCCGCGCCGCCUGUUGAGGCCUUCCGCCGCGGAUGCUCAGUUUGUCCGCGACUUUGAGGAGGAAGUGAGCAAGUCGGUACACGCCAUCAUCCGGGCCUGGAGGGGGAGCGGUGGCGGGACAUCGCUGAACGUAUUCGAUCUUCGGGCAGCGUUAACAGCCGACGCGGCCCUGCACGAUGCACUCGAUAUCGUGUACCCAAAACACUUCCUCGUAAAACUCAGCGAGACGCUGUCGCUUGAACUGUUUGGCUUGCAGGUGUCCCUGAGCAGCUGUGAAGACUUGGAUUCGAUGGGGCAGUGA
This is a messenger RNA of Leishmania braziliensis MHOM/BR/75/M2904, 7911 nucleotides long. RefSeq lists its product as hypothetical. The transcript has a single exon. The record is from RefSeq and is a predicted model, not a curated record. NCBI's taxonomy places the organism in Eukaryota, Euglenozoa, Kinetoplastea, Trypanosomatida, Trypanosomatidae. The coding region runs from base 1 to 7911 and encodes 2636 amino acids.